CUGGUACAUGGGUUCCGCAACCGUGUGACGAGCAGCAUCCAUUUUUGUGCAGCACCGAGGAGGACGCGCAACAGACGCAGGGUCUUCUUCCUGGGCUUUCAAGGUACGAGUGUCCACCAAAAUUUUACCUUGUUGGGCCUCGCUGUUUUCGGUUUUUUACUGAGGCGAAGGUCACUUACGAGGAGGCUGUGGCCUCGUGUUCGUUGCUUAACGCAUCUGUUCUCAGCAUACGAUCCUUUAGAGAACAAGAUUUCCUGAUUGCGAUGCUGGCUGACUACGACUCGGUCUUUUGGCUUGGUCUCACGCGAAACGGCAGCGAGCAUCAUUGGGCUAAUUCCUCAGAACCUUCGGUGGAUUUCACCAAUUGGAUGGAGGGGGAGCCCCGCGGAAGUCCCUCCGUAUGUCUCUAUAGUCAUUUCAAUUGGUUUUUUUAUAAUUUAGUUUCUUUAUAG
Molecule: messenger RNA, 452 nt
Organism: Mesocestoides corti
Lineage: Eukaryota; Metazoa; Platyhelminthes; Cestoda; Cyclophyllidea; Mesocestoididae
Source: the annotation of a GenBank genome assembly